UUCAGCGCAAAAAUGGCAGACGACCAAACGGGGUCGUCGGAACGGCGUGAAGAAAAUAACGCCGUUUCGUUUUCUCUGGACUCUAUAAAGGAGGCCGUGGACGAGUUGUACACGUUUCGAGACAACUAUUACGUGAAAAACCCCAGCGCUUCUGAAAAGCAGAGAACUGAUGAUGUCGAGGAAAAGCUUAGGAAGAUUCUGGACAAAUUAGACGCUCAAGGAGGAGCACUAGAAAAGGUGGACAGAGCAAAAUUCCAUAUGCUGAAAGGGAAGGCACUUAACAUUCAAGAAGACUAUAACCCAGAGGCACACGAAGCACUUUCCAAAGCUGUGAAGCUCAAUCCCAAACUGGUCGAAGCAUGGAAUGAGCUUGGAGAAUGCUACUGGAAAAAAGGACAGAUUACCAAGGCACGCAACUGCUUUGAAGGUGUUCUGAAAGUGACAAAGGACAAAGUGUCGCUGCGAAACCUGUCUAUGGUCCUUCGGCAAGUUGGAGAAACAGAAGAAGAAAGGCUUAACAAUGUCUGUGAGAGCGUUGCAAAAGCUAAAGAGGCAUUGCAGCUUGAUAUCACUGAUGGAAAGACUUGGAGUAUUCUUGGUAAUGCAUACAUGGCAGUCUUUUUUUCUGGUGCACAAAAUGUCAAGUCACUGCAGCAGGCUUUGGCAGCAUACUCUAGGGCUCUUGAGGAUCCACGAAUGCACUGCUGCUCUGAGCUGUUUCACAAUCGCGCUGCGGCCUUGCAACAUGAGGAGAACUACCAGGGUGCUUUGGAACAACUGGAGCGUGCAUGCUCCUUGGAGCCCCAUUGGACUGAGCCUCGAGAUAAAGCCCAGAACCUGAUGGCACACUUGCAACGACUGGCCAACGCUGUUUCACAUAAGGGUCACCUUAAACCACGCAAGAUCAAGGCUUUGCUAAGCAACCUAAAGGUGCAGCCGCUAGCAGGUCUUGAGCCGGCCAAGUUGCAAGAUCUGUGUCCAGGAAAGAACAGUGGCCGCCUACUCACUGUCAAAGUGGCCUGCAGUGUCCUCUCCCAGGAUCGCUUCCCAUUGUAA
Messenger RNA from Dermacentor silvarum, 1056 nucleotides. RefSeq names its product tetratricopeptide repeat protein 5. The transcript is spliced from 8 exons. Gene Ontology annotation, molecular function: protein binding. Bases 13 to 1056 code for a protein of 347 amino acids. NCBI's taxonomy places the organism in Eukaryota, Metazoa, Arthropoda, Arachnida, Ixodida, Ixodidae. The record is from RefSeq and is a predicted model, not a curated record.